GAAACACUUAGAGUCAGGAUCCUAUCGACAACUGGUUCAAAGCAUAGUGAAAAGGGCGAUCUUGUGGUAUAUUACCAACUAAAAUACAGUGACUACUUCACUCUAUCGGCAUUGCUACUAACAGUGCCUCCUUUCUAUCUAGUUCUCGGGUAUCGUCUUGGCCAGUCUUACAUCGACCCUCAUAUCCGCCAUCCAAUAAUAUGGCUUACUGGACUUCACCAAGCGGAAAGUGGCAGCUCACCUGCUUGACAUUAGCCAACUCUGUCUCAAUGGCACACUUUGGUUACGACCAGGGGAUAUUUGCUGGCGCCCUCAUAUCGGCAGAUUUUAUCGAGACCUUUCCAGAAACCAAGGAUCCAGCUAUCUCGGGUAUUACGUCUAGUUGUUUCUCUCUCGGUGCUUUCUUCGGCUGCCUCGCAUCAUUCCUACUUGGUGAUAGGCUGGGAAGGAAGAAGUCCGUCUAUGUCGGGCUCGUGGUCAACGUUAUUGGAGUAGUUCUGCAGAUUGCAGCUUACCAUUUGCCGCAGAUGAUCGUUGGCCGUAUCAUCAAUGGGUUUGGCAUGGGGAUCACCUCCUCAACUUGCCCUGUAUUCGUUGCGGAGGCAUCACCUACCAACAUUAGGGGUAAACUUGUGGUGGUAGGUUCGUUGUGCAUUACGGCGGGAUUCUGCGUAGCAAACUGGAUGAGUUACGUUUUAUUUGAUAGCAGUGGGGCAUUCCAAUGGCGGUUCCCCUUGGCUUUCCAGCUCGUAUACCCAGCCGUUGUAGUAACAUUUCUACCGCUUACCGUUGAGUCACCGCGAUGGCUAUUGCUACGAGGAAGAUUCGAGGAGGCUCGAGUAGCUCUCGCUCAGCUCCGAGGAUUAUUACAUAACCUCGAUGAUAAGAAUUUGAAGGACGACCUUAGUUCUAUUCAGAAUGCCCUUGAGAAAGAACGCGAGGCUCGUGUGCCUAUGGUGGAUGUUGUACUCGGCCGAGAUCCACUACAGAAUGUUCGCCGUUUAGUGCUAAGCUGCGGGACGCAGCUAAUGCAACAGUUCAGCGGCGUUAAUGCCUUGGGCUACUACCUUCCUACUCUCUUAAUUGAGUCGGUAGGGGUUUCUAGUUCAUAUGCGAGGUUAUUGGCCGGAGCAAAUGCCAGCCUAUACUUGGGUGCGGCUUUUCUGUGUCUGGUUCUAGUCGACCUGAUCGGAAGACGCAAACUUAUGAUGUACGGUUCAAUUACGACCGGAUCUUGCUAUUUCGUUGCCUCCAUGACACUGAGAGAGGCUGCUAUUCAUCCGGAAAACAAGUCUGAUCUUGGCAAAGUAACGGUGGCUAUGUUCUUUCUUUAUUAUUUCUGCUACGGUACCAGUUUUGCCAAGGUCCCCUGGGUUUAUAAUUCUGAAAUCAAUAGCCUCGGGUGGCGGACAAGGGGAGCUGCCGCCGCCACCGCAACGAAUUGGUUAAGCGGUUUCGCCAUAGUACAGUUCACAAAGGCGGGUGUGGAUAACCUUGGAUGGAGGUUCUACCUUCUCUUUGCGGUAUUCUGCUGGUCAUACCUACCUAUUGUAUUCCUCUUCUAUCCAGAAACCUCCCUUCGAACACUCGAAGAUAUGGACGAGAUAUUCGAGCGCCAUAGAGGCCUAUUUGUGUUUAGGGACAAAGCCCUUACCCAACGAAACCGCCCGCAAGAAUUUACAGAGGCCGAACAGAGGCGCAUUACUGAAACCUCUCCGCUCGCUGAGGCAUUUCGGAGCGUCUGAAUUAUAACAUACCGUCCAAUAUUCACCAUGGACGUUAGCGAACUACCGCUGAUGGAUGAUUAUAAUUAUUCGUACGUGGGAAAUUCGCUUCUACCCUAUGAUGAUAUGUCUUGGACAUAGCACCUGCUUAAACAAAGGGACGAGUGGACUUGAAUUGGUCUCACUUUAGAAGUAAUGAUAUACCUGAACAAUCCUCGUUUUAUAUUUUCAAUAGAUCUUAGCCUUAGGCACCAUCUAUCUCUUUAGUCGACACAACGACACAUCUAGCACGAAUAUAGAAGCAUAGGCCAUUUUGACGAUUGCCAUUAUCUCCUGAAAUGAAAAUUUGAUACAUUUAUAAACCCGAGUAGUUCGGCUA
Messenger RNA from Daldinia decipiens, 2103 nucleotides. RefSeq names its product general substrate transporter. Gene Ontology annotation, cellular component: membrane. The transcript is spliced from 8 exons. NCBI's taxonomy places the organism in Eukaryota, Fungi, Ascomycota, Sordariomycetes, Xylariales, Hypoxylaceae. The record is from RefSeq and is a predicted model, not a curated record. Gene Ontology annotation, molecular function: carbohydrate:proton symporter activity. Gene Ontology annotation, biological process: carbohydrate transport; transmembrane transport. The coding region runs from base 201 to 1745 and encodes 514 amino acids.